Girardinichthys multiradiatus is the source of this 1093-nucleotide messenger RNA. Its product is annotated as phospholipid scramblase 2. Gene Ontology annotation, biological process: plasma membrane phospholipid scrambling. NCBI's taxonomy places the organism in Eukaryota, Metazoa, Chordata, Actinopteri, Cyprinodontiformes, Goodeidae. Gene Ontology annotation, cellular component: plasma membrane. The coding region runs from base 1 to 897 and encodes 298 amino acids. The transcript has 6 exons. Gene Ontology annotation, molecular function: phospholipid scramblase activity. The record is from RefSeq and is a predicted model, not a curated record.
AUGUCAGCUGUGACCAGUCAGCCUCUUCCUUUUGGUCCACUUGAGCAGGAGAAGCACAUCCAGGGGAUCUUCAGAACUUUCAAAAAUAGAUGUGGGCCUUCCUGUGAGUGCCAGACUCACUCAGCUGGAGCCAAAUCCCACCAGGUGAUUGCUAACAGGGAAUCUGAAGGAGAUGAUUCAGAUUUCAGUCCCCACAGGGGGAUGCAGGAUAUGUGCAUGAUGCUACCAGCACUGAAGACGCUUGAGGUCAUGAAGCAGAACCUUCAAGAUGAAGCCGGAUUGCAGUUUCUGUCAGUGUUAGAAACGGUCAGUAAGAUACACGUCACUGCGAGACCCGAGCUGCAGGGUCCACAGUGUGUCUCCAGUAGGAUUUACAGCAUCACCACAGGAAGUAGCAAGUCUCAGAUGUUUGUGGUUGUGGAGGAGAGCUCUUGCGUGCGUGUCCAGUGCUGUGUUCCAGCUCAGGCUUGCUCCCUGAAGGGUUUUGACUGUCAGGGACGGCAAGUAUUUUACUUUCAAAGGGUGGAUGUCUGCUGCUUUGGCUGCUGCUUGAUGGAGAUAAGGGUCUAUUCACCUCAAAAGCAUCUCAUUGGCACUGUAUGUCAGAGGUGGAGCAUGUUUACCCCUCUCCUAGAGGUGUGUGACCCAGAAGGAGCCUCCAGAAUCCAAAUCCAGGGCCCAUUUUGCUGCUUUUCAAACCAACAAUUCCAGAUUGUUUCCAACAUUGGAGAGCAAAUAGGUACAAUAUGGAAGAAAUGGCCUGGCUUCAGCGAUGACCGUAACAUGGAUCAUGAAUAUUCUGGGGUGGAGGUGCUGCAGAGUUUGGAGCCACAUACUAAACUCCUGCUUCUUGCAGGCACUUUCUUACUGGCACAUAUGAAACUUCUCUUGGUGUAGCUGGUUGAAGUGGACUCAAUAACUUGUCUGCAUAGUUUGUUUAUAGUCAUAUUUUAUUAUAAGUUUGCAAUAUAAUUCAAUUCAGUUUAUUUAUAUAGCGCCAAUUCACAACACAUGUCAUCUCAAAGCACUUCACAACAGUCAGGUACAUACAUUCCAAUUAGUCCUAACCAUUGAACAGUGCAGUCAGAUUCAG